UUACAAAGUGAAGCACUUGUGACUGUUCAUAAGAUAAAAGCGCUUAAAAGACUGAUCUUUUCUCUUUUCAGAGACAAUAAGAGCAGAGAAACCGAAGGAGCCGAUAAAAUUUCAUCUGGGUUGUGUUUAUUUUUAGAUUUAAACAACUAAAUUCAAUCCGUGUUUGAUGCUUUAGAGUGUAAGAAUGGCGGGAAUAGCUAUAGUAUUAGAUCUAUGGAGGAAAAAUCCAAGCUUUUGUUCACCUCAGACCGUUCACUCUUCUGGAUUCCUCUCGGCCGCAGCUGCCGCCGCCUCUGCUGCCUCCGCUGCAGCCGCCGCACCUUUUGCCUCCCGCUUCUUGUUUGGUUCCCCCAAAAUUCCAGUUGCAUACUGUGAUGCUGAUGCUGCUAUAACUGAUGACUACAUUUCUAAUUUACGAAAAGUACCUGGAAAUUUUUUUCAGCAUGAUGCUAUUAAAUAUACUACCAAAGAGUAUGACAUCCAGUUAAAACCUCUUUUCUCUGCUUUUGAGUUGAGGGCAUUUGCUAUGACCUCCGUGAGGUCAUUUUUAAUGUACUAUUUGCCGCUUUUGGAGCCCAAUAUGAACACAGAAGAGGAUGAUGACGACUUCCUGCAGGAAUCUCAAGAAGAACAUCAUGUGGAUCUGGUUGUUCCCUUUAAAAAAUCAGUGAAGCAAAUUGUCCGUGAGACAACCGUUGUAACUACUAGACGGAUUCUGGAAAGACUUGCUGUUCACUAUGUUUCACAGCGGACAGCAUGGAAACUUCUCAAAGAUGCUCCUAAAUCAGCAAUGCGGAAGGCUGAAAGAGGACUGCCCACUUUUGUUUACUUUGUCAGAGUUAGCCGAACUACUUUAAAAGGGCACUUCUUGGGAGUUGCAGCAUCAUGGAUUGUCCAAAUUGGCAUUGAAGUUUACCGGUCUAUUUCUCGCAUUGUGAAAUCUGGCGAAGAAAGCGAUAAGGUUAAGUCUCAAGAAGCAAAACUUCUCGGGAAAAAGGUUUCUGGUGUUACCAUCAGGUGUGGUGCAUCUCUAGUUUUUGCUUCCAUUGGAGCAGGGAUUGGUGCCACCAUUAUUCGCCCCUCAGUUGGUCAGUGGAUAGGCUGUGCUGUUGGUGAUUUGGCCGGACCAAUUAUUGUAACAUUUUGCCUUGACAAAGCUCUUCAUGUGGACCUUUAAGAAGAUAAUUUGACGGAGACAUUUCUUCCCCUGAUUCUGAUUUUACUGGUAUACAUAUCUUUGAGGACAUAUUAAAUGAUAUUACCUCUAUCUAUUUGGUAGUUGGUUUGAUCAGGUUUUGAAGCAGAAGCUGCUUCUAAAGCCAUUCAUCAAAAGCUUCCCAUUCUUGAGGUUAUUAUCAUUUUCUUUAUUGACUGAUGAACUUCAAAAUAAUCUACCUUUUUCUCCCAUUGA
Molecule: messenger RNA, 1411 nt
Organism: Pistacia vera
Lineage: Eukaryota; Viridiplantae; Streptophyta; Magnoliopsida; Sapindales; Anacardiaceae
Exons: 6
Coding region: 185-1177 (330 amino acids)
Source: RefSeq, a predicted model, not a curated record